UAACGGGUUCGGCUCAAGGCUUGGUUGCCUAGUGAUCCUGUUGGCACCGCGCUUUUCAGGAACUUUUUGGGAACGGUGCGCUUCGGCCACAUGUGGGCGCUUCUCUCUUCCAGAGAGGACUACCCGACUAAUCAGCCCGACGUCUCGCAGUUGCCAACUUCGCUGGUGAGCCCCGUCGAAGCGGCCUGCGACUCCGACGACGCUUCCUUGGAAAACCCCAAGCGUUUGUCGGAGGCGACGCGCUUGGCUCAGGGUCCGUCCACCUGCGCGCCCGGGGCCCCAAGUGCGUCGCAGACAGUCUGGACGACUCCACCAAGUACGCCGCGUGUGCGCUCUGGGGUGCCUGCAGCGCCGCCGUCUCUGCAAUUCGGAGAGCACCGUGCAGAGCCCUUGCUUUUGGCCCUCGAGCGAAACUGCACGAAGCAAGUGCGCCUCGCCAUCGAGGCAGACCCCGAAGCAGCCAAGCAGCCGUUCUGGGACAGCCGCUUCGAAUGGCCGCUCUGUGCCGCGAUCCGGCUCAGGUGCAGCGUGGAGGCUGUCCGGCUGCUGAUCGAGAACGGCGCGGAGGUCGGCGUGGCGAGCGUCGGCGGGCAGUCUCCUCUCCAGCUGCUCAGCACGGGGACGGAGGAUCGCUUCAUUGACUCGAGGGGAAUGCCGAACACUCCGCUGGGCGCCGCCGAGUGGAUCGAGAGUAUGCGCCAGUCCACCGCGCAGUUCGAGCUUGGCGUGGCCACAGCACUGCUGAAUGCGGGCGCAGAUCCAGCGGCGCACCACGGCGACCCUCGGAUGGGAAAUUGCUCGAGUCUGGAGCUUGCACGGCGCUCCGGAAAAUAUCAUUUAACAGAUCUGUACGAAGCCCAUUCCCGUUGCUGACUGUCUUACCCAAGCCAGGCCAUCGCGGGAGCGUGGCGCCCUCGAGCUUGCCUCAAUGGGGCCCUGGAGGUGAUGUGCGGUAUCGAUUGCCCAGGCCCAGGCCUUCGGACCCGACAUGGAACCGCUUGCCUACAGUUGCUGCAGCUUGUGCCAGGUUGGGUUGCUGGGCCAUGCAUGUCUUCCGCACCCGGCUGCAUGUUUUUGCAUUUCGCCUCUUGCUCGGGUGCCGAGUCGAUCGACGGAGGCGUCCCCUCCUCUCGCAUCAAUCACUUCUGCGCCGUGCAUGUCUUCUACACCAUGCUCGGCCUCGAUGCCCUUCUGCGCCAUGCAUGUCUUCGCACCAGCUGUAUGUCUUUUUGUAAUUCGCCUCUUGGUCGGGUGUCGGGCGAGCGGCGGACUCGUCCCCUCCUCGGGCAAUUACUUCUGCGCCGUGCAUGUCUUCUACACCAUGCUCGGCCUCGAUACCCUUCUGCGCCAUGCAUGUCUUCGCACUAGCUGCAUGUCUUUGUGUUUCGCUUCUUGGCCGGGUGUGAGUCGAGCGGCGGACUCGUCACCUCCUCGGGCAAUCACUUCUGCGACAUGCAUGUCCUCUACAUUUACCUUGGCGACCGCCGUGCGGAGCGUACACCACUCCAGGCGGCUCUUAGGUCUGUGGAUUUUCCCAGAGUCAGGAUGAUCGCGGCUUGUAGUUUGUAGGGUGAGGAGACGUGAGUUGCGACCACGGAUGUCCACUGCUUGGCCAGAGGGUAGUUAGACUGCGGUUCGCGAUGCGGACCCUGGUUGCUUCGUGCUUUGGAGUUCGCCCCAGACUGCAGAAUUUCGAUUAUAAAGACGAUUAGGGGAACACGGCAUUCCCUCAUAAUUUAACGCAGUGGCAUGGACCUUCCCUUCUCAGCUUGAUGCCUUUCUCCCAUCAUGCUCUCACAUCUUCCCUCAUUUACACUUUUUAAUAACUACUCGCUCGGUGCCGUCCCGGGUCGCUAGAUUGCGGUAAGUGUAUUCUCGCAUUUUAUACGUCGCAUGGGCGAACAGAAUUUUCGGGUUGUUGGUUGAGGCCUCCAGACUAAGAGAAAUAACAGGUGGGGAGGAGGGCACGCUGAUUGCCGCAGCAGCGAUCGCACCAUUGAUCUCGCGCCUCGCGCAACGUUUGAGAUCUGACGUUGAUUCCUAGAUAGCGAAGCUUACGAGCCAGGGCCGCGAUCCCUCCGUCUCCCGCUCUACCCGCCCUGAUCCCGACAGACUGGGAUGGUCUCCUUUUGCGCUCCAAGAAUCGCUCGGGCGCUGAGCCAUCCAGCAUUCUCCCUGGCGCCCGCCUCGGGCUCAUCUCUCCCCCCUCCCCCUCCGUUCCCAUCUCCUCGCAGCCCUCGUCCAACUGUCCCACGAGCUCGGCCAGCAAGCAAUAGACCAAGCCUCGUCGCAUGAGCGGAGGCAUCCCGAGGUCGGCUCGGCAAAGGGGCACGGCCAGCUCGCACGGCCUUGCACACACCCCCGAGCCAUCAGAUUUUUCGCAUGGGGACCGCGGAGCGUCUGAGGCGAGCGACCCGAGCAUAUUGCAAAGGUCUGGAAAUGAA
This is a messenger RNA of Prorocentrum cordatum, 2444 nucleotides long. NCBI's taxonomy places the organism in Eukaryota, Dinophyceae, Prorocentrales, Prorocentraceae. The record is from the annotation of a GenBank genome assembly.